AUGGGGACUCCACUGGUCGGUACCGCAAUUAUCACGGGUGGAAAUGGGUUACUCGGGUCCGAGAUAGCCGUCGCUAUCGCCAAAGCACAGCCGUUCGUUCACUUGCUGCUGGUGGCCCGCGAUAUCAGAUCCGAUAGUGUAAAGGAUGUCACGGACAGGAUUCGCCUCGUCGGUCCCCGGUCCGUCGAGGUGGUCAAGGCGGACCUGGCCUGCUUCAACUCCAUCGUGAGCUUUUCUCAGUACACCGUCGAGCGAGUUCGAAGUAAAGAGAUCCCUCCCGUCAUCCUGUUGAUCAACUCCGCCGCCAUUUCGUCAUACGUUGCCGAUCAAGUCACACGAGAUGGGUACGAUCCCGUCUAUCAGACCAACUGCAUCGCCCCGUUCCUGUUGACCGUGAGCCUGCUCGAGGCUUUCCGCGCAGGCGACGGUACACCGAACGGUGGUGCGCGGGUGAUCAACGUUGGUUGUUCCGCCAUGUCCAAGGGAUCCCUGGAUUAUUUUGACAAAGACGGCCCGGAGAGUGCAGUCCAGCCGCCAGGGACACCAAUGAGCACCAAGGAAGCGACCAGUCGGUUCGGAAGUAGCAAGCUUUUAAUGAGCGCCGCGAUGUAUGCCCUGCGUCGGAGUCUGGUACUCACGGGCAACAUUGCGCUCAAUGUAUACACCAUGGACCCCGGCGGUCUAACCGGAGAGAGUCACCAAACCACCACAGCCCCGUUAUCGGUCCGAAUGGCACACCAAACCCGGUCUGGACUCCGACCAUUCCUGCGGGUAUUCUCCAAGAGUGCGAUAAACAAGGCUAGCGUUCCAGCCAAAGUCAUUGCGAGAGUCGCAUUCCAAAAGGAGACGGUGGAGAACUGGGGGAGGGAACGAUAUUAUAUCUUGGACAGCGAAUACGAGGCCGGAUCCGUCAUUCCGGCGUUGCGGGAUGUGCCACGCAUGGAUGGCUUCCAGCCGCGCCCACAACCGGCUUUGCGACGUCGCAGACAACUCCUCCAACGAUUGUGUCUCAUUGCCGCCGCCUCAACGCUCCUUCUCGUCCUCAUCUUCCCGUCAUUUCGAGCCUUCUUCCUCCCCGCAGUCUCCCUCGGAAUCGUCUCAUCCGUCGAAGACCUACAACUAGAAACCGUCCGACACUAUGACUUGUCAAAAAUGCAGGGGACUGGGAGUGGAUGGGAACAGGGAGAGCGAGUGCUCAUGUGUACACCUCUCAGGGACGCUUCGUCCCAUUUGCCAAUGUUCUUUUCGCAUCUCCGCAACCUUACCUAUCCCCAUAACCUGAUAGAUUUGGCUUUCUUGGUUUCGGAUUCUAAAGAUGAUACGAUGGAGAUGCUGUCGGAGAUGCUGGAUGAACUACAAAACGACCCGGAUCCGAGUAUGUCGUUCGGCGAGAUCUCGGUCAUUCAGAAGGACUUCGGUCAGAAGGUGACGCAGGAUGUGGAGAGCAGACAUGGAUUUGCUGCUCAGGCCAGUCGCAGAAAGCUGAUGGCCCAGGCCCGGAAUUGGCUGCUUAGCGCCACUCUCCGCCCGACUCAUAGCUGGGUUUACUGGAGAGAUGCAGAUGUUUUGACCGCCCCACAGACCAUUUUGGAGGAUCUCAUGAGGCAUGAUAAGGAUGUGAUUGUACCGAAUGUUUGGCGACCCCUGCCAGAUUGGCUAGGAGGCGAACAGCCGUACGAUCUAAACUCGUGGCAGGAGUCAGAAACCGCACUGGCCCUCGCCGAAACAUUGGACGAGGAUGCGGUUAUUGUGGAGGGCUAUGCUGAGUAUGCCACAUGGCGGCCUCAUCUUGCUUAUCUUCGUGAUCCAUAUGGAGACCCCGAUAUGGAGAUGGAGCUCGAUGGAGUGGGGGGUGUUAGUAUCCUGGCCAAGGCCCGAGUCUUCCGCGCGGGAGUUCAUUUCCCGGCCUUCAGUUUCGAGAAGCAUGCCGAGACGGAAGGAUUUGGAAAGAUGGCGAGGCGUAUGGGAUUUUCGGUCAUUGGCCUUCCACACUACACAAUUUGGCAUCUCUACGAGCCGAGUGUAGAUGACCUCCGGCAUAUGGAGGAGAUGGAGCAGGAGCGACAGGAACGUGAGAGGGAAGAACAAGAACAGGCUGAGCGUGCCGAACGUGUUCAGACUCUGUUCCAGGAUGCCAAGACGCAGUGGGACAUUGACAAUGCAUUCGUCGAAGAUGCAAUCCAAGAGGAAGGGCAGGGGAAAGACAGCAGUGAUUCGACAGCAUCGCCGGAUGUCGAUAGUACCAAAGGCAGCGAAGAAGGCCCUGUAGCCCAACCCGCUGCCAAAGAGCAAGGGGGUGCCGACAAUGCACUGGAAGGGCUGACACAAGACAGAAACCAAGCCAGGCAAUAA
This is a messenger RNA of Aspergillus sclerotioniger CBS 115572, 2352 nucleotides long. Its product is annotated as Anp1-domain-containing protein. Lineage: Eukaryota; Fungi; Ascomycota; Eurotiomycetes; Eurotiales; Aspergillaceae. The record is from RefSeq and is a predicted model, not a curated record. The transcript has 5 exons. Gene Ontology annotation, cellular component: mannan polymerase complex. Bases 1 to 2352 code for a protein of 783 amino acids. Gene Ontology annotation, molecular function: alpha-1,6-mannosyltransferase activity. Gene Ontology annotation, biological process: cell wall mannoprotein biosynthetic process; protein N-linked glycosylation.